Molecule: messenger RNA, 1898 nt
Organism: Raphanus sativus (radish)
Lineage: Eukaryota; Viridiplantae; Streptophyta; Magnoliopsida; Brassicales; Brassicaceae
Product: H/ACA ribonucleoprotein complex subunit 4
Exons: 1
Coding region: 24-1673 (549 amino acids)
Biological process (GO): rRNA pseudouridine synthesis; mRNA pseudouridine synthesis; snRNA pseudouridine synthesis
Cellular component (GO): box H/ACA snoRNP complex
Molecular function (GO): RNA binding; pseudouridine synthase activity
Source: RefSeq, a predicted model, not a curated record
AAAACCCUAAUCCCGCCGGCGCAAUGACAGAGAUCGAAGAAGUCCCAGCCGCCGAAACCGGAGACUACAUGAUCAAACCCCAAAGCUUCACCCCAACCAUCGACACCUCCCAAUGGCCCCUCCUCCUCAAAAACUACAACCUCCUCAACGUCCGCACCGGCCACUACACUCCCCUCCCCUCCGGCCACUCCCCUCUCAAGCGUCCUCUCCUCGACUACAUCCGCUACGGCGUCAUCAACCUCGACAAACCCUCCAACCCUUCCUCCCACGAGGUCGUCGCCUGGAUCAAACGCAUCCUCCGCGUCGAGAAGACCGGACACAGCGGGACCUUAGACCCUAAAGUCACCGGCAACCUCAUCGUCUGCAUCGACAGAGCUACUCGGCUCGUGAAGUCUCAGCAGGGAGCGGGGAAAGAGUACGUCUGUGUUGCUCGUCUUCACUCCGCUGUUCCCGAUGUGGCUAAGGUGGCGAGGGCGCUCGAGUCUCUUACCGGAGCUGUGUUUCAGAGACCGCCUUUGAUCUCUGCUGUCAAGAGACAGCUGAGGAUUAGGACGAUUUAUCAGAGUAAGUUGCUUGAGUAUGACGCGGAUAGACAUUUGGUUGUGUUUUGGGUUUCUUGUGAGGCGGGGACUUAUAUUAGGACAAUGUGUGUUCACUUGGGGUUGUUGCUCGGUGUUGGUGGGCAUAUGCAAGAGCUUAGGAGGGUUAGGUCUGGGAUCUUGGGUGAGAAUGAUAACAUGGUUACGAUGCAUGAUGUGAUGGAUGCUCAGUGGAUGUUUGAUAACUACAAGGAUGAGAGUUAUCUCAGGAGGGUGAUUAUGCCUCUUGAGGUUAUAUUGACGAGUUACAAGAGGCUUGUUGUGAAGGACUCUGCUGUUAAUGCGAUUUGUUAUGGUGCUAAGCUGAUGAUUCCUGGGUUGUUGAGGUUUGAGAAUGAUGUUGAUGUUGGCACUGAGGUUGUUUUGAUGACGACUAAAGGUGAGGCGAUUGCUGUUGGGAUUGCUGAGAUGACGACGUCGGUGAUGGCUACGUGUGACCAUGGUGUGGUGGCGAAGAUCAAGCGGGUGGUGAUGGAUAGAGACACUUACCCGAGGAAGUGGGGGUUGGGGCCUCGAGCUUCGAUGAAGAAGAAGCUUAUUGCUGAUGGGAAGUUGGAUAAGCACGGGAAGCCGAAUGAGAAAACGCCUGUUGAGUGGAGCAGGAACGUGGUUUUGCCUACUGGUGGUGAUGCUAUGAUCGCUGGUGCUGCUGCCGCUCCUGAGAAGGUUGAGGCUGAGAGUGGAGAAGUGCGCAAGCGUAAGCUUGAUGAGAGCAGUGACAGCCCUGCGCCUGUGUCUACCAAGAAAGCCAAAACAAAAGAUGUUGAGGUUGAAGAGAAGGUGAAGUCUGAGAAGAAGGAGAAGAAGAAGAAGAAGGACAAGGAGGAGGAUAAAGAAGAGUUGGCAACACCAAAGUCUGAGAAGAAGAAGAAAAAGAAGAGCAAGGAGACAGAUGAAGCUGCUGCUGCGGUUAAUGGUGAAGAUGAAUCACCAGCAGAGAAGAGUGAGAAGAAGAAGAAGAAAAAGAAGGACAAGGAGACAGAUGAAGCUGGUGGUGGUGAAUCAGCAGAGAAGAGUGAGAAGAAGAAAAAGAAGGAGAAGAAGAAGAAAAGCAAAGACAGCGACGAUGAAUAAUGAGAUGAGUUUGUGUUAUGCUACUCUUUAAGUUUUGAAUCUUUUUGUUUUAUGGUAUCUAUUCUGGAAAAAGUGAGACAAAAGGCAUUUAUGCUUGUAUCCAAAGUCUCACUUCAGAUUAGUUUUGUUUUUUUAGUUUUUAUGUUAUGUUUGUCCUUUUAUCUGUGAGAUUCGUUUCACUUAGCUAUGAACUUUAUGAAUAUGAUGAUUAUGGUUUAUGGGUUC